Molecule: messenger RNA, 898 nt
Organism: Impatiens glandulifera
Lineage: Eukaryota; Viridiplantae; Streptophyta; Magnoliopsida; Ericales; Balsaminaceae
Exons: 2
Coding region: 169-723 (184 amino acids)
Source: RefSeq, a predicted model, not a curated record
UCUCUAGCAACUACUAGAACCAUCCAGUUAAAGAGAAGAACUCUGAAAAUAAACAAAGCACUUUUCCUAUAAUACUUUCGUUCGCCAAGACCCUUCUUUUCCCACUAUCCAUCCUCGUUAACGGACGCGUAGUGAAACGGAACUGAAAGAGGAAACCUAGUUGCUGAAAUGCCAGAUGAUGACAUGGAUAUCAGCACCCAAACUGCUGAUAUGAUGGAGGCGGAUCAGGCGCCGCCGCCGCCGCAAGUUGAGGCGCUGGUUCCUGUUCCCAAUCAACCCAACGAUAAAUGGAAAACUUUGCUAACCAGCGUUCGUAAACUUAUCGAUCAGGGCAAGCCUUCGCAUGCUCUCCAAGCGUUGGUGAUGACAAUGAGAGAACACGGAGGUGAAGGAGCUGUUGCUCAAAUGCUAAAACGUGCACAUGAAAUUUACCAUGACAAGAUCCAGGCAAAUGCUGUUGCAGAUGAAUUGGCCUCGUUAUUUGCUGAAUGUGCGAUUGCUGAAAACAUGAUGCCUUCGAUGAUUGAGUCUCCUAAUGUGGUAGGUCAUUAUACAGAACCAGAUGAGCAUGGAACGUCUAUAUUGGACCAAAUGGGAAAAAAACAAAUUGUGAUGGAUGCUUUCGCGGAUGGAAGUAGCUUUGUUUGCUUUAAAUGUGGCGGUUUGGUUAGUAUUCUUCGGAAAGAUGAGCAUGAUGCAUACUGGUGCUGUAGAGCUGUGUAAGAAAAACUGUUUGUUUUCUUAAUAAUAAGAAUUUUCGUCUUUAGUUGUAUUUUUGCAUGAUGAUGAGUCAGUCACGUUUUAGAAGGGUUUUCUAUAUAGGUUUGUUCUUUUGUAAACUGUGUAUUAGAGAGAACCUUUCAAGUUACAAUGGAUUCUCUGAAACAUGUUGUUCUCU